Molecule: messenger RNA, 1023 nt
Organism: Mycena indigotica
Lineage: Eukaryota; Fungi; Basidiomycota; Agaricomycetes; Agaricales; Mycenaceae
Exons: 6
Coding region: 1-1023 (340 amino acids)
Source: RefSeq, a predicted model, not a curated record
AUGCCCGCAACACCACCUUCUCGACCCCUCUCACUCUUUUUCCUGCUACUCUGCCUUCCCGCGUUGUCCAUCCAAUCUAGCCUACCAGAGACAACGGCGACACGAAAGGACUCCGCACAUACUGGCUUGCGUGUCUCCAAACGGUCGUUUCUACCGUUAUCGUGGUCAUGGCCGUGGUCGCGGGGCCAGAAACGCGCAACAGAGCUGCCGGCGGGCUACUUCAACCCGCUCGAUGCAGGAGGGUCUUUCCUCACUAAAGCCCCCAACACUUUCCCUCCCUCCGGCGAACCACUGAAUAUCAUCAUUACGAGCCCCUCCACCCCUGCGGUCCUCGCGAACCAAGAGCAAGAUGGAGGUUUCCUUAACUACAUGCUAGGCAUUGGCUUCUCCGGCGAAUGUCUCGGUCAACACCAGGGCGACUCGCAGACGGCUGACCUGGGUGACGGGGAUGGCUACAAAAAUGAAACUGCUGUACUAAGAUGGAACUAUGGUGAUCCAGCCUUGGGGACGUGUACCGAAACGAUCAAGGGUGGCAACCAUUUUCGGUACUGGUACCAAAAUGGACCUAACGCCAACAGCAGCGCGAUAUUCCUCGCAACAUCGUACGAGAUGCCCAUUGCCCAGCAACACGAUAUCAUCCCUGAUGGAUAUAACCUUGGCCGUGACUGGCUCAUUGGAAAUAUAACACACUCCCCCAUUGACACGUACAACCUCACCAACACGAGUACCUUUACUGGGACAACGUCCUCCGCGGGCUAUGUCUACUCCUCGUCUAUCAGCUACGUCUCGGGUCUGCUGGCCAACUCGAGCAUCGGGGUCAACCAUAACAACACUGUGCCUGUCAAGGGGUUGAACGCAGUGGAUGGGCUGGUCGCGGUGGUGGAAGUCACGAUAACAACGAUACCCGCAAAUGCGACGAAGGGCAAGAGUGGGACAUGCAAGACCGUCAGUGUGGUCCCGCCGAGGAUAACGAGUGCUAUUGCUGGAAUAAUAAUUCUCUUCCUUGGUGCUCUGUCCCUAUAA